UUUAACGAGAUGGAACGUUGCUCGUUUAUCCUACCAAAGAAAAAGAGGCGAUGUAAAAUGCUUGUAAAGAAAGGCAAUAAAUUUUGUGGCGAGCAUUUUAUAUUUGAUGAAAAUAAUGUGGAAAGAAUACCUUGUCCAAAUGAUCCAAAACAUACGGUUAAUCGAAAUGAACUUGAAGAUCAUCUAAAUAAUCGGUGUAAUUCUCGUCUACGAAUAGAUUACCCAUGGAUUGUUGAAAAUUGUAAUUUUGAUUUACGAAAUGAAAAUAUGGAAGAUUUUUUAAAAUUACAAUUAAACGAACGGGAUCUCAUUCGAAUGGUCAAAAUUAUUCACAAGAUAUGCGAGGAUCUUCAAUUGUCUGGAUUGAUUCAAAAAUCUUUUUUGGAAACUCCAAUUAUCCAAAAAUUUAUGGAUGAAUCGAGGGAAAUGAGUGCUACUCGCCGUAAACAUCUUGCACAAUAUUCUUCAAUAAUAGGUUGUCUUAAAUACUCAAAGUUGUUAUUUGAUGAUGAUGAUUGUUGUUUAAUUGAACUUGGUGCUGGCAAAGCUCAUCUUUCUUAUUGGUUGACAAAAAUUGUUCCAAAAUAUACUUUUCUUUUAAUUGAUCGAAUGGGUAUGAGAAAUAAAUUCGAUAAUAAAGCGUUAAAGGAAAAUCCUCAACUUAAAUUGGUCCGAUUGCGUUGUUCUGUUGAACAUUUGGAUUUGUCUCGUAUUAGUUUUGUGAAGGUUUUUUUUCCCUUUACGGCCUUUAAUUUUUUCAUUAAAAAGUAUAUUUAUAUUCUGUUUUUUUUGAAUUCUUGUUGUGUUACUGCCAUCUGCAAACAUUUUUGCGGCAAUGCGACCGACUAUGGAAUUCGUUGUUUGUUAAACGGUUUUCAAAAAGGCGUUAAAUUGAAAGGAUUUGUAUUGGCACCUUGUUGCCAUCAUAAAUCCUUAUACAAUCAGUAUUUUGGUAAAGACUAUUUGAAAAAUUACGGUAUAAAUUCUUCAUAUCAAUUCGCUGCUCUUCGGCACAUAGCAAGUUGGUCAACUUGUGGUAUGAUCCAUCCUUGUCAAGAUAUGGAAGUAAAUACCAGUAGCAACAAUUUUACUGUUCCAAAUUUUUCGAAUAUUUCAUACCUAUGGACAAAGGAGCAAAAGGAGGAAUUCGGAUUUCAAGCAAAGAUGGUUUUAGAAAUGGGACGGGUUCUCGAACUUCAGAAAUACGGAUUUGAGGUUAAUCUUCAUAAAUAUAUUGAUUGCUCAAUUUCACCGGAAAAUCUUCUUAUUAUUGGAAGGAGAUGUGAAAUAUCCGAGAAUUUGUGA
Molecule: messenger RNA, 1305 nt
Organism: Dracunculus medinensis (Guinea worm)
Lineage: Eukaryota; Metazoa; Nematoda; Chromadorea; Rhabditida; Dracunculidae
Source: the annotation of a GenBank genome assembly